Impatiens glandulifera is the source of this 813-nucleotide messenger RNA. Its product is annotated as transcription factor bHLH94-like. The record is from RefSeq and is a predicted model, not a curated record. Bases 1 to 813 code for a protein of 270 amino acids. The transcript has 3 exons. Lineage: Eukaryota; Viridiplantae; Streptophyta; Magnoliopsida; Ericales; Balsaminaceae. Gene Ontology annotation, molecular function: protein dimerization activity; DNA-binding transcription factor activity, RNA polymerase II-specific; RNA polymerase II cis-regulatory region sequence-specific DNA binding. Gene Ontology annotation, biological process: regulation of transcription by RNA polymerase II.
AUGGGGUUGGAGAGUAGUGUAAUCUUCAAACAAGACUCAUUAUUUUGCAAUGAAUCUCAUAACGGGUAUGGGUACGGUUACGGUUACGGGUACGAAUCUGAAAGCAAGAUGGAGCCUAAUUAUUGGUGUCAAUCUUCUAAUUCGGUCGCUAAUAUUUCCGCUCCUACUAGCGUGGUGGAGCCGGGGGCGGUGGGACGGAGAAUGAAGAGGCGCCGAACAAAGAUCUUCAAGGACAAACAAGACGUUGAGAACCAGAGGAUGACUCAUAUAGUUGUCGAACGUAAUCGUCGUAAGCAGAUGAAUGAAUACCUCACCGUCCUCCGUUCUUCAAUGCCUCCUUCGUAUGCUCAAAAGGGUGACCAAGCAUCAAUAGUUGGAGGAGCUAUCAAUUUUGUGAAAGAACUUGAACAUUUGGUCCAUUUAUUGGAGGCCAACAAGCAAAUGAAACAAAAACAAACACAAAACUAUCAAUCUCAUUCCAACGAUGGUAUUCUCGUCCCACGUUUCUUCGCUUUCCCUCAAUACAAGAUACCGAAUGCAGUGGCAGACAUAGAAGUCACGGUGGUAGACUCUCACGCUAACGUCAAAGUGAUGAUGUCGAAGAAACAACCAAAACAUCUAUCGAAAAUGGUGGCAGGUUUCCAUUCCAUGGCUCUAUCGAUCCUCCAUCUCAAUGUCACCACAAUUCUUCAUCACAGCGUUCUCUACUCUUUUUGUGUCAAGGUGGAAGAUAAUUGUGGUCUUUCGUCGACGAAUGAGAUCGCGAGCUAUGUGCACCAAAUGGUGGCGAGGAUCCAAGAGGAAGCAAGUUGA